Molecule: messenger RNA, 1068 nt
Organism: Colletotrichum truncatum
Lineage: Eukaryota; Fungi; Ascomycota; Sordariomycetes; Glomerellales; Glomerellaceae
Product: alcohol dehydrogenase
Molecular function (GO): oxidoreductase activity, acting on NAD(P)H
Source: RefSeq, a predicted model, not a curated record
AUGACUCGAUCAAUCUAUCUUUCUGCCGACGGCCAGCUCAGUGUUACUGAGAAGCCCGAGGACUACGUGCCCCAGAAGUCUCAGGCGCUCAUCUCCGUCAAAUACUCGGGUGCCAAUCACUGUGAUCUAACAUUCUUUCAUUUUGGGCUGAACUCUUUUACCACGGGCUUUGAGUUUGCCGGUAUCGUCGAGUCUACAGGUCCUGAAUCCGACUUGAAGGUUGGUGAUUCAGUAUUGGGAAUUUCUCCAGUGUGUUUCCCUCAGCCUUCAUCAUUCGGCGCGCAUCAGGACAACGCAAUUGUGGAGGACAGGCUAGCCUACAGGGUCCCAGCUGGUCUAGAACUGAAGGACGCUGCAGCUGUAGCGAUGGGGGCUCACACUGCCGUUGAUGCCAUCUUCAACGUACUUGGCUUUGGCCUACCAGCUGCUGGUGUCACUGGGGCAGACCCGACAAACCACCCAAUCAUUAUCUGGGGUGGCGCCAGCAGCGUUGGAGUGGCGGCCAUUAAGCUAGCCAAGGUGGCUGGCUUCAACCCUAUCAUUGUAACCGCCUCGUCCAAGAAUCACACCGCCCUUCAGGAUGUGGGGGCCACCCACUGUUUCGACUACCAGAGUCCUACCAUUACAGAGGAUAUUCGCGCUACUGUCAGAGAGCUCGGGGUGACUUUGAGCACUGGUUUCGACACUGUCGGUAAAGGCGUUGUUAUUCCCGACUUCGACACUGAAAAGACCUCGCCCGCACUGCUCCGCAAGAGCUUAUCCGAAGAUGUCUCAGCUGACUCUCUCAAACUCGCCUGCACGCUUCCCGUUCGUCAUGAUCCAGCUUUCGGUUUCUGCACCUCGUACAGACCCCCCGGUGACAUUGGAGCGAUGGGCCACCCUCAGAAUCCCGAGUUCCCAAUCCGCACCCGCAAGAUCAUGGACUAUUACUUGAGUGCUGUCGAGAGAGUACCGACACAUCCCAAUGUUGUGAUAGUGAAGGGCGGUGAGGCGGGCAUAAAGGCUAUCCAAAAGGUGGCUAGUGGGGGCGCUUCCUUUGAGAAGCUGGUUGUCGAGCACCCCAUUUAG